Lates calcarifer (barramundi perch) is the source of this 1606-nucleotide messenger RNA. RefSeq names its product cytochrome b-245 chaperone 1 homolog. The transcript is spliced from 6 exons. The record is from RefSeq and is a predicted model, not a curated record. NCBI's taxonomy places the organism in Eukaryota, Metazoa, Chordata, Actinopteri, Centropomidae. Bases 170 to 775 code for a protein of 201 amino acids.
GUGCUGACGGAUCCAGGAAGGAAGUGUCACCCGUUCAAGACAGUUGUUGCAGUUGUUGCAAUAACAUGAAGAGAACUUCCUUAUAAUUCAGUGCAUGCGUUCCCUCGUUCAGAUUCGGUUUUGUUGCAUCUUAUAAACGGAAAUUUGCAGGAAAACCUGAGAGUCAAAGAUGGGAUACAUGACCGUCGAGGAGCACAGCUCCACUCUGCUCCACCUGAAGAGAUCCCCCGGCAUUCGUUCAUGGUCUCUUCUUGUUGGUAUAACAUCUGUUGGGUUGGCGGCUGCGUACUACAGCUCAGACAGCAUCCUGUGGAAGCUUUUCUACGUGACCGGCUGUUUGUUUGUGGCCAUGCAGAACAUGGAGGAAUGGGAGGAGGCCAUGUUUGACAAAACCAAGAACCUGAUUGAGCUCAAGACCAUAAGCCUGUACACUUUAGUCCUGACUUUGUGGAGGAAGGGGCAAGAGAAAGUUGUGUUGGAUCUGGCUCAGCUGUGUGAUGUUUGCGUCCAAGAGGAGAGGGUACGUUACCUGGGGAAGGGUUACCUGCUGAUGCUGCGGCUGGCUGCAGGCUUCUCCUACCCCCUCACUCAGAGCGCCACGCUGGGGGGACGCAGUGACGUGGAGGCGGUGGCUGCGCUGCUGAAGCGCUUCUUAGGGCUGGAGGAGCUGCAGCAGCGCAGGCAGCAGCAGGAGGAGGAGGCGGCGGAGUACGGAGAGGAGGAGGAUUCUCUGGACAACAGCAGUGACUCCGACGACGAAGCUGGUGAACUCUGAUCUCUCUGUGACUCGCAACCUUCCUGUAACUCUGGGUGGGUUGAGUUAGGGGCAUUAUAUGGCAUCACUAACACAUUACAGAGGGUGAUGCCUUUACUACAUUUUAUACUGUAUGCAUGUGCAUGUAACACCAAGGAUAUAGUCUGGUAAAGUGUCUCCUUACAGACCUCCUCUCUGGUUUUGAGGUGAGGUGAGAGCAGCCUGGGCAGGCUACAGGAAAACAUUCAUUUUAUUUCCAGUUGAACUUGAACAGAAAAAUCACCUGGUUACAUGUUGUGUCAUGCAAAUACAGUGUAAAUGAAUACGUCUCAGCUUUUUGAUCUAAUUACUAUUUGAGAAAACACUCCAGAUUCACUGUGCCUUCCUACUGAACUCUAAUAAGUGUUUACAUGUGUAAGUCAAUGGAAAGUGCUUUUCCCACAGUUUCCUGGACCACCCAGCUGACAGUCACCUUUUUGCAUGUUUAUUCAUACCCAGGCUGUGAUCCGACUGAAUGCAUGUGCAAACUAUAAUCAAGCAUGAAGGGUUUUCGUGGCUCAGCCAAGAGUGAAUUAUGUGGGAAACACUUUGGCCUGAUGCUGUUCUGUCUUUUUAACAUUUUAUACACUUUUUGUGAACCAAAGGCUGAAUCUCAGGCAAACACCUCUGUGAUGUAGUCAAACUAUUUUUAUUUCUUACAGUGUAUUGAAUUGGGGCUGUGUCAUUCUGGCUGAUGGUGAAUGUGAGUGUGAACUGCUUGAAAGAAAAAGCAGAGGAUUUUUGGUUAACUGUUGAUUUUAUUGACUUUUUUGACUUUUUUGCAAGAAUAAUUAAAACAGUGUUUAAUAGAAA